Tuber aestivum (summer truffle) is the source of this 2069-nucleotide messenger RNA. Lineage: Eukaryota; Fungi; Ascomycota; Pezizomycetes; Pezizales; Tuberaceae. The record is from the annotation of a GenBank genome assembly.
AUGCAGGAUGUCAGCGGCGGUUUUUAUGUGCAAGAAAUCGAUUAUGAGAAUGGCGAACGAGUGACAAGGGUUGUGGUUGUUCGGGAAGACGCUAUCUGUUCUAGCCCUGGAGCGAACCGAGGUUAUCGGGAUUCCAUAGAGAGCACAUCCACGAAUGGGGAUGAGCAACAGUUUUUGGAUCGAAUUUACGUAUGUUAUUCGUUAAUGGGUUCGGUGGGGAUGCCUAAAGACUAUUUUAUAGCUUCUGACGAACCGAAACGAGGGGGAGCUUCCUCUCCCCGUCGAGUAUCGUGUUUCCUCACUAUAUCUUGCGAUAAAGUUCAAUUUUAGUUACCAUGAGCUCAUCACAUGGGCCCCCACCGACGCGGAUGGCUCGACUGUACCCGCUCCCAAAAAGCUCAUCUUCGAAAUGCUUCAAUUUCCGUGGAAAUACCGCAUGAUUGAUGUAACUGCGGACCGAAAGAUCAAGCCUACCUCCCGUGUUGCGCGAGUAUUUUUUGAUGAGGAGGAAGGGAAACGAAUCGAUGCAGUUAACGGAUAUGUUGGCAAAAGGGGCGAUUUUUGUGGCCUGUUCCGGAGUGAUGGCGACUGGGAGAGUAAUGUCAUUGGUCACCGCUCAGCCUACGAGUUGACCUUUGAGCUAAUGGAAGGGGAGCGUUUUACGUCAAUAUUCUUUCUAGAAGAAGGCCUUAAGGCCUUGGCAGUAAGAAUAUUUUACUCUGUAUAGAUGGUUCACUGCUGAUAUAGCCUAGCUUUGCAUUGAUCAAGGUAGGACGACACCAUGGUUUGGGAGGGGAUCCGGACGUGUGAUACUCCGCGAACCGCCAGGGGGAUUGGGGUCUGUGGGAAUCUAUGGAACAUUGGAUCGGGUGAGUUCCUAGGGGCCGGAUUCCCGUACCCAAUUUCUGACCUGUGUCCAGGAAAUCGAGUACUAUGAAGAAACCAUAGACUAGGGUGCUAUAGCAUUACUAUGCCGGCCAUAAAGGAGACGCUCCACUGCAUGCUUGAAAAACCAUCUCCCGACUCCUCUGCCUAUCACACUAUUCUCUCAAUUUGACCCGAACUGCCAUGGUUUAGCGAUCUCCAGGCGCUUCUAGCGGAGGUUUGGCUUUCUCCUCUUGUGGCUUAAAGGGAGGAGCAGUAUAUUGGGAAACCCGGGGUUGGUCGAGCCUACUCUCUCUUUGAUCCUCCACUCAGCUAGAUCAAAUCGUUGCGCAUGUCAACUUGUUCCACAGUGCUGGCAAAAAGAGUCUUCGUUUCCGUGGAACAUCCAGAAUGGGUUUAGCAACAUUGGGUGAGUAGCCUGAAAGGGAGGAUGUCAAGGUUGAAGGGCCUGCAAAGAUGAGAAUAUCGGGUCCGGCUGGGGAGCGGAUCGAGAAGGUUAAGGUGGCGUUUCAGACGCUUCACGAGCAAGACAAGGUGGUGGGAUUCUCCAUGGAGAUGAAUUUCGGCCGGCUCAAGAAAGUCUUUAGCUCGGAAUUAUGCCCCAAAUGACCGAUACAUCUAUCUCCCCAUAAUGUGAAAAACUUAGAGUGUACUGAGGCAGAGGAGGCUGUUGGGCUCCAUGCGAUCCUUAGUGUAUUUUUAUAGUCCCUUUACUUAAUAUUUCAUAAUUCUGACCAGUACUUUACCAGGACUAUAAUAUCCACGACCUCAGUCUUGUCUUAAGGCGACGCCCUACGUUUACUUCUUAUUGAGCUCAACUGGUGCGGGUAGGGGAGGCUUUAGCUCUGCCUCAUUAACCUUUUUCACUCUGUCUAUGCCUAUUACGUGACUGAUUCUGAUCCACAUAAUGUAGAUGUAUUUUAUAGGAGGCGCUAUGGUACCCUGCCAUUCAAAUACGUGGGAUGGGAAUCCACUUUCACUCUAUUUUCUCCCGCGCUGUUUCGGGAAUGGCGGAGCGAUGGGUGCUGAAUGAUGGGUGCAGGAUCGGUUGCUGAUGGCAGAUAUUUUUGUGGAGCUGAGGGGAGGUGGAUUGCCGUAGUAUUGAAGUGGAUUGUUGCCCGGGUGUGGGGACACGUGUGGAUCUUCAUGUAAUUCCAUCAGAUAAGAUUUUAAGUUAUUAAAGC